Molecule: messenger RNA, 747 nt
Organism: Heterostelium album PN500
Lineage: Eukaryota; Evosea; Eumycetozoa; Acytosteliales; Acytosteliaceae
Product: DNL-type zinc finger protein
Exons: 2
Coding region: 1-747 (248 amino acids)
Biological process (GO): protein import into mitochondrial matrix; protein stabilization; protein folding
Cellular component (GO): mitochondrion
Molecular function (GO): zinc ion binding; protein-folding chaperone binding
Source: RefSeq, a predicted model, not a curated record
AUGAAUAAAUUAAAGAUUAUUAAUUUGUUGAAGAAUAAUAAUAAUAGUUUUAUUGGUAGUAGUAAAGUACAAAGUAAAUGCUAUCAUACUACUACUACUACAACUGGAUAUAGUUUUAAAAAUCUAAAUAACAUCAUUAAUAAACGAUCUUUAUCAUCGUCGUCGUCGUCAUCGUCUGUUACUUUUAAUAGUUUUAGAGAGUUAUCAUAUCAACAGAAGCAAUUGAAAGAAGAGAGUUGCAGAAGAUUCUAUGCUACUUCAACAACUAUAAAAGAUGAAAAACAACCAACUACUACCACUAUAUCAAAUGAACAACAACAACAACAAAUAAAAGUAUCGCCAGAAGCAAAACCUGCAGAGGUAGAUAUCAACACAGAGAAUCAAAAUGAGAAUACAACAACCGCUGUAAAUACAGGCAUUAGAGUAGAGCCACAAUACUAUAUUGAAUUCACCUGUACACAUACACCAGAGGGUCAGUCAGAGGAAUGUGGAUUCCGUUCAAAAAAGACAUUCUCAAAACAUUCAUAUCAUAAAGGUGUCGUAAUCAUUCGUUGUGAUGGUUGUCAGAAAUAUCAUCAUCUUGGAUGGACAGGUUAUAACACAGGUAAAACAAUUGAAGAGAUCAUGGCUGCAAAAGGUGUACAGAUUCAAAGAACAUUAGACAAAGAUACUGAUAUUCAUUCAGAUAGCAAUGACAAUAAUAAUAGUAGUAAUGGUAAUAAAUCAAUUGGAAGUGGAUCUAACUGA